Salarias fasciatus (jewelled blenny) is the source of this 1503-nucleotide messenger RNA. It is a transcript of the gene rad21l1, whose product is annotated as RAD21 cohesin complex component like 1. Gene Ontology annotation, molecular function: protein binding; chromatin binding. Gene Ontology annotation, biological process: replication-born double-strand break repair via sister chromatid exchange; sister chromatid cohesion. The record is from RefSeq and is a predicted model, not a curated record. Gene Ontology annotation, cellular component: cohesin complex. NCBI's taxonomy places the organism in Eukaryota, Metazoa, Chordata, Actinopteri, Blenniiformes, Blenniidae. The transcript has 12 exons. The coding region runs from base 1 to 1503 and encodes 500 amino acids.
AUGUUUUACACUCAACUGUUGUCCAAACGAGGCCCAUUGGCCAAAAUCUGGCUGGCAGCUCACUGGGAGAGGAAGCUCACCAAGGCCAACGUGUUUGAAUGUAACCUGGAGACCACCAUCAGAGACAUCAUAUCACCAAAGAUGAAAAUUGGUUUGAGGACAUCUGGUCAUCUGCUCCUCGGUGUGGUCAGAAUCUACUCAAAAAAAGCAAAUUACCUCCUGACAGACUGCAACAAUGCCCUGGUCAAAAUUAAAGUGACAUUCAGGCCAGGACAGACCGAUUUGCCUCAAGAGGGACUUGAGGCAGCAACUAAAGCUAUUACCUUAGUGGAAGGUUUCAGCACUUUUGAUGACGAGUUGCCACACCCCAGCGACAUCGACAUUGCUGAUCACUUUUCACUGAACCAGAGUCGAUCAGAGGAAAUUACUCUGAAAGAGGAUUUUGAAAACAACCUUUUGACCUUCACACGUUUUGGAGAAGAGCCUCAAGGCUACACAAGCAAUCUGCUGGACACGAGCUUACAGAGCCUCACUCAACACGGAGAUAGGUUUGGAGAUGAGGACAGAGUUUUGGAUCUUCUUGACAUUCCAGACCAUAUGGACGUGCAGACGACCACAAUCAAUGAGACGACGCUGCUCUCCAAUGACGGGGAGGCCUUUGCUCUCGAACCUGUCGCCGUCACUCCGAACUCGGAGAGAAAGCGAGGCAGGAGACGACGUAAGCUGGUGGUGGACGACACUAAAGAGCUGAGUGACGACUUCAUCCGAGGGCAGCUGAACGACUACUCAGACCUGCUCACGCCGUUGGACCUGGCUCCGCCCACCGUGCAGCUCAUGCAGUGGAAGGAGAAUGGAGGGGCAGACAAGCUCUUCUCACAGCCGUGCUCGGCCAUCGUGAGCCCACAGAUAAACGAGCUCUUUGCCCACAGUGUCCUUCAGAUGAAAUCCCACAGCGUGUGUGGAGAGGUGGAAGAGAUGCGUCCAGAAGUGCAGAGAAGUUUGAGUUCCUUCAAUGCGAACAACAUCAGUGAAGUGUCUUCUGUCAACCCUGAGAAGUCCCACGUGACCGAGCCCACAGUCCUCGAUUACACCGACAGCCACCGCGAGGACGGCGCCUGGCUUGAGCAGCAGGCCGAGCCCAGUUCAGAGGUGUCUCUCCCACCGCCUCCAUCUGAGGACUCCGUGUUCGUCCAUCCAUCAUUCAUGAAUCAGGACAGCCAGUCCACUUCGCUUCACACCCAGUCUCUGCUGAACAGCCAGGACUUUGAAGAGAGGAGAGUCACCAGGCGAGCACAGAAGCUGCUGGCUGCUCUCAAACAGAUCCAGAGCGACGGUGAGUCCGCCUUCAGCCUCAAGGCUCUCUGCAGAGGAUGCACUCGCUCUCAGGCCGCGAACAUGUUCGCCUGCUUUAUCCUGCUGAAGAAACGACAAGCUCUCCGGCUGCACCAGAGCGCGCCGUACAAAGACAUCCUGGCCACGCCUGGACCCGCUUUCCAUGAAUAA